AUGAUUAUCCCGUCAAAAUGUUCUAAUUUUGGGUUAAUGUUGGUUGGUGUUAGUGUAUUUUUCGGAGUUUUCAUUAUAAGCUAUUUCAGUACAAUUAGGGACCUCUUCAAGGAGUCUCGUUUAUCUGUUUAUACCACACAAAAGACAAUUGAUGAGCCUUUCAAGCAACCUAUUGAUAUAUUUGAAAAAUUUCCAAUUGAUUUUGAAAAUGCUACAGCAGUUUUCAACACAGUUCAUGGCGCUUUAAAACAGAAAAAUGCUAACUUGAAUCCAGUUGGAAUUUCCUUUAUACCGGCAUACAUCCCACCCAAUACUCUACUUUACCACUCGACAUCCUCUCCAGUCAUACCUGAGCUGUUUGAAUGGAUCGCUAUGGAUUACGAAUUUAGUUACGACUUUGCCCAUGUCUUUAGAAAUGGAAAGUCGCAUGGCCACCCACCAGGGAACGGUAAAAAGCCACCAGCACCUGGUGGCCAUGGAGGACCUGGAGGACCCGGUGGACCAGGUGAUAAUCAUCCGCGUAAUCUGAAGACGCCAUUUUUAUAUACCUUUCGAACAACUAAACCGUUGACAAAAUUGAUUUACUUGGAUGGUGCUUCCGCUGCGAAGACUAACACGGGAGAGAUGGAUCAGCAACUAAUCCUCAGCAAACAAGAAGACGCUGAUGAACGAGUGAAUGAGUAUGAGGCAUCUGCAAAGAUCUGCGAGUGGGGAAAGCCCUUUGGAUUAGAUGGAAUUAUAAGAUUGGAGAUUGGUUUUGAGAUAGUCAUAUGUGAUUUUAAAAACCAUCUUGAUCUAGUUUCGAAUGUUACUUUGAACAACGCCACUGAUCUCCUUUCUUUCCCUGGCGAAUCCUCUACCCCUAGUGGUGACUUAGAGCUGAAUAGGUCUCUGAUUUUAGAUAUCGUUGAUGCCAUGAAAGGAUUUGAGCAUAUACAGGCAGGUGCUAUAGCCGAUAAUAGGGAACCAAGGAUUCUACUUGAUUUUUCUAAGAUGGUCACACCUAUCAAUAAAACUUGGAUCAAUCCUAGUCCUUACCAUAGAAGGAUAAAUCAUUUAUCUCCCCAAUUAAAGCAAGACAUAAUUGGUCAGCUUGAAACUAAUUUACACAGUGCCGUUGAACCUUACAUGAAGACAGAUUGGCAACUUAUAUCUAAUCGAAUAGUUGAUAAAUUUGGGCCUAUGUUGAUAUUGUUGAACACUACACUUACAGAAUUCGAUUAUCAUCACAAAAAAUCACUUCGUAAUUCUUUAGAUCUCGUGGCAAAAAAUAUGACAGAAUUGACGUUUAAUUUCGUCAGAAGAUAUUCAGAUGAUACAAUAAAAGAUUCUGAGAUCAAAAUGCAGAAAGCCUUCGAUAAUGCCAUUAUAGAUUAUGUUUAUUACAACUACCCUUUAACCUCCUCGGCUGAGAUAUUAAUUUAUUCAUCUAUUUUCAAAAUUCAGUCAACAAUUCAAUCAACAAUUUUUAAUGUUUUCGAAAUCAGUAAACGAAUUUUAGCUGAUAUUUACGUUAAGCCGACGGAAGUAAGAUUUGACGACUUUAAGACCGAACUCUUGCAAUUAAAGCAAGAUUUCAAUCACCUUCUUCAUCAAUUGAAUUGGUCAAUUUUUACUCAAUGCUCCUCAAAAUGCAAUUGGGAUGAGGUUUGCUAUAUUCCUACCUGGGGACCGGGCCCAAUGGGCUGGGGAUCUAGUGAGAAUAAAUGGUUUGAAUUUGAUGGUGAUAGGUAUGUAAUUGGAAAAAAACUCUUCUGUGUUAGUUACAGGGAUUUAAAAAGAUAA
Molecule: messenger RNA, 1785 nt
Organism: Priceomyces carsonii
Lineage: Eukaryota; Fungi; Ascomycota; Pichiomycetes; Serinales; Debaryomycetaceae
Exons: 1
Coding region: 1-1785 (594 amino acids)
Source: RefSeq, a predicted model, not a curated record